AAUUCUUGCUCCGAGGGUAAAUAUCCCUUUCCGAUAAAAACGCCAAUCGAGGAGCGUUCUGUCGCCCUGGAUUCCGCCGAAAAUCGUCUUUAAUCUCGUGCAUCCUCAAUAACAGAGGCAAAAUGUUGAUGCCCAAGAAGAAUCGUGUUGCUAUCUACGAGUACCUCUUCAAGGAGGGAGUCAUGGUGGCUAAGAAGGACUUUCAUGCACCAAAACACCCUGAGCUGGAGACCAUCCCCAACCUCCAGGUCAUCAAGGCUAUGCAGUCCCUGAAAUCCAGAGGUCACGUGAAGGAGCAGUUCGCCUGGCGCCACUACUACUGGUACCUCACGAACGAGGGUAUCGAGUACCUCCGUGGGUACCUCCACCUUCCCCCUGAGAUUGUCCCAUCGACCCUGAAGAGACAGCCGCGACCUGAAACGGCGAGGCCGAGGCCAGCUGCAGGUGGCAAAAGCGAAUCGAGACCGACUGAGGAUCGUGCUGGAUACAGGCGUGGCCCAGGUGGUCCACCAGCUCCUGGAGACAAGAAGGCUGAUAUCGGCCCUGGUACAGGGGAUCUCGAAUUCCGUGGUGGAUUCGGACGUGGCAAGGCUCCACAGUAAUUUCUAUUCGAUUUGUAUCAUGUAAAAUAAACGAAAAAAAUGAAAAAAAAAUUAACAUUGA
Molecule: messenger RNA, 663 nt
Organism: Diachasma alloeum
Lineage: Eukaryota; Metazoa; Arthropoda; Insecta; Hymenoptera; Braconidae
Gene: RpS10b
Product: 40S ribosomal protein S10
Exons: 3
Coding region: 123-602 (159 amino acids)
Cellular component (GO): cytosolic small ribosomal subunit
Molecular function (GO): RNA binding; structural constituent of ribosome
Source: RefSeq, a predicted model, not a curated record